Messenger RNA from Botrytis fragariae, 705 nucleotides. RefSeq lists its product as uncharacterized. The record is from RefSeq and is a predicted model, not a curated record. The transcript has a single exon. Lineage: Eukaryota; Fungi; Ascomycota; Leotiomycetes; Helotiales; Sclerotiniaceae. Bases 1 to 705 code for a protein of 234 amino acids.
AUGGAACGUCUUCAAAGCAAAGAAGAAGUUCCCGGAGAAAAAAAGCCUGUCGAAGCGAUAAAAUUCGAAACGACUCCCGUACAUGGUAUAUACAAAACCGACAAAACUGGAAGAAGAUUUCUCGUUGCCAUCCAACCAAUAAGCAACCGAAGAGACAGUGAAGGUAUAUUUCAAGUCGCUCCUACCAGUACUUCUCCCAAUGUUUCCUCUGAUCAACCCUCUUCCACAAAUAGUGAGGCUAGCGAAAGCCUCCCCGCCGAACAAGUCGCUGCAGGCUACAGCUACCUUCGCGACCAACUUGAGGUACAAUACAGUGAGAUUUUGAAUCGUUGGAUGUUCAAGGACGAGCUAGAAAAGCGAUAUAUUCGACCCGUCGAAUGCGACGGGCAAGCGAUCCACUUGUUUCGCCUCGACAACCCCGCUAUCUAUGUUGUCGUUGUAAUUGAAAAGGUGGGGAGAAGUGGGAAGCCAUCCUUAAGGCCCAAGGCACCUAGAGAUCAUAAGGGUAUCAAUGAAGAUCUCUGGUGCCGCAACUACCUUGAUGACGUCUUCAGAAAGAUGGAAGAUGAAGAGGCGGCAAAUGCACGACAGGAAAUGGCGGAGAAAAGACAUGACGCUUGGUGUGAGACGGGGGAUCAACCUUAUUUGAAGAUCCAGAGGUAUCUGCAAAGAGCUAUUUCUUUUGCUGCACCUUUUGCAAAUUGA